UUUCGUUCUUGCCCAUAUAAUAGAGCCAAGAACAGGCGCUUGGGGUGUUUCACUGGGUCCUGCUCCUCUUCACGCCAAUAAUGUCUGACAAACCUAAGGUGUACCAGGGUGUGCGGGUGAAGACCACCGUUAAGGAGUUGCUUCAGAAGCGUAGGGCACUUCAGGCAGCAGAAUCCAGAAAAAAACAAGCUGUGACGACUCACGACGUCUGUUCUACACCAGUGACUGCAGGCCAGCUCGAUAUUCUCUGCGGGAGCUCGGCGCAGGAUGAUUAUUUUCAACCUCGACAGUUUGCAGAAAGCGUGCAUAUGGCUAUGGAGGACAUGUUUGAUGAUCAGCUGCUGAUGAACAUGAUCCCUGCAGAGAACUUCAGCUCCAGCGCUGCGGUGUGUGCGAGUGCUCCUGCACAGUGGCCGCACGUAUACUUCCCUUCAUGCACGGAAUAUUACACUAACAGCUUAGCUUCUAGUUCACCAACACACUCGUUCAGUCUUCCCAGUCUGGUCGAUUAUAACAGCUACACUCCGCCCGAGUCUCACUCCACUUCCUCGUCAUGCUACAACUCUCCGACACGCAUGGACAUGAGCUCCAGCUUUAUGCCAGAAAGUUACCACUACCAGCAUUGCACCCUGCAGCACUGUUUUUGCCUGUCUCACUGGCCCAAUCUGCAGGACGGCACCUUGGCCACAGACUACACGUCUCCUCACUACAGCACCUCAGACUGUUUUUACCAAGCUCUGGGAGAAGAAACUUACUGUAGAAGAGAUUCCUCCAGCUCAGAGCUGUGUUACUUAUAAGAGCACUUUGUCUAAGCAUUGUUUGUACAGCGCCAGAAAGCAUUUCAAUAUUUUAUUUUUGUUUUUGUUUUUUUUUUAUCAAAAAAUCAUAUUUUUGUUUUGAUCAAAAAACUGGUUAAGCAUCGCUUGGUAUAGUUAUUAUCUACAGGCUCUAGCAAAGGCAGCGUUAUCAAUUUCAUGGAACUUUUGUUGAAAUGCUGGUCAGUAUCGAUGACGAACAAAUUGUUCAUUUAUUUUUAUUUUUUGACAAUAAAAUACUAUUUUUUGUAAUCCCUUGAGGUUAUUUUUCACUUAACCGAUCUCACACAUAAUAGGCUACAAAUGUGCGAAAGAUGUAUUUGGGCAUGCUAGCCCAUUAUUC
Messenger RNA from Ictalurus furcatus (blue catfish), 1158 nucleotides. It is a transcript of the gene pou2af3, whose product is annotated as lnc RNA pou2af1. Gene Ontology annotation, molecular function: DNA binding; POU domain binding. The transcript is spliced from 5 exons. Lineage: Eukaryota; Metazoa; Chordata; Actinopteri; Siluriformes; Ictaluridae. Bases 81 to 797 code for a protein of 238 amino acids. The record is from RefSeq and is a predicted model, not a curated record.